AUGGCUACCCUGCUCGAACGCAAGAUAGCCUACUUUAGCCUCGAACGCAAGCAUGCUGCUCUGGCCCAAGAUCGUGAUAGACUGCUAGUCAAGUUUGACACCCAUGUGGAAGCCAUGGAGGCGUCCAAACAUGAGAUUGCUACUAAUGCGUACAAGUUGGGAUACCUGGACUGCCAGAACGGUGCUUCUCCUUGCUGCCCUCUCGAAGAUGACGAUGAUGAGCAGUCCUGUCUUGAUCUGCCCUUUGCUCACAAAGUAGUUGAAGAGCAGGUAGCAGAUGAAGCUGCAACAGAGGAAGACAAGCCCCAAGGCGGGUCAGCUGAGGAGGGUAAGGAACAAGCAGCCGAGGCAGUUGAGUAG
Prunus armeniaca (apricot) is the source of this 360-nucleotide messenger RNA. The record is from the annotation of a GenBank genome assembly. Lineage: Eukaryota; Viridiplantae; Streptophyta; Magnoliopsida; Rosales; Rosaceae.